Cyphellophora attinorum is the source of this 960-nucleotide messenger RNA. Its product is annotated as NADP-dependent alcohol dehydrogenase C 2. Gene Ontology annotation, molecular function: oxidoreductase activity, acting on the CH-OH group of donors, NAD or NADP as acceptor; zinc ion binding. Lineage: Eukaryota; Fungi; Ascomycota; Eurotiomycetes; Chaetothyriales; Cyphellophoraceae. The coding region runs from base 1 to 960 and encodes 319 amino acids. The transcript is spliced from 4 exons. The record is from RefSeq and is a predicted model, not a curated record.
AUGACGUCCACCACCAACGAGAAGACCUUCAAAGUCUUCACCGGCUCCCCAAAUUCUUCUCCCUCCAUCAAGACCGCGAGCCACCGCGCCCCUGGCCCCCGCGAAGCCCUCGUCAAAAUCACCCACAGCGGCGUCUGCGGCACCGACCUGCACUAUGCCGGUGCCCCAAUGGGGCUCGGCCACGAAGUUGUCGGCACAGUCACCCAACUCGGCGCGCAUGCCUCCGCCAUCUCAGACCUGAAGAUCGGCGACCGCGUCGGGCUGGGGUGGAUGCAAAAGGUGUGCUUGCAUUGUGAUGAGUGUCUCGCGGGAGAGGUGUUCCGGUGCAAAGAGGCUGUGUGUUUUGGGGCGGAGGGGAGUGAUAUGAAGCAAGGCGGUUUGGGGGAGGAGGGGUGUUGGGAUGUUAGCUGUUUGUUCAGGGUGCCGGAGGGGGGGAUGCACCCUGGUGACCGCGUGGGCGUUGUUGGCGUGGGCGGUCUAGGGCAUCUGGCGAUCCAGUACGGGAGUAAGAUGGGGUAUGAGAUGGUUGUGUUCUCCGGAACAGAAUCGAAGAAGGCCGAGGCGUUGAACUUUGGUGCAGCGGAGUUCUAUGCCACGCAAGGCGUGAGCAAGUUCGAGGGUGUCAAGCCCAUCGAUCAUCUGCUCAUUACCACGAGCGUGCUGCCAGACCUGAAUCUGUUUGCACCGAUCUUCAAGACAGGCGCCAAGAUCUUUCCACUUACCAUAUCGAUGGAGCCCCUACAGGUACCCAUGAUGCCGCUGAUCUCAACUGGUCUGAAGAUUAUCGGAAGUGCUGGAGCCAGAUUCUGGAGUUUGCGGACGAUGCUCGAGUUUUCGGCGAAGCAUGGUGUCAAGCCCCAGAUCGAGAAGUUUGACUUCACGGAUGAAGGUGUGAACGGUGCUAUAGAGAAGCUGAAGGAUGGCAAGAUGCGGUAUCGUGGUGUAGUUGUUGUAGCUUGA